AGAGCUCUCACGUCACGUGAUUUAUUUUACGUAAAGCUGUGACGUUUCGCCGGCGAAAGUGUUACUUAAGCAACUUUUUCACCUCAGUCGCUGUUAUCGGAUCAUCACCUAAACUACAUUCUCCCAAAGGAAAAAGUAAACACACCAUGGCUCUCAGAGGUGCCUUCACACGUCUGCUCACCAACAGUCACAAAUGUGUCGCUAUCACUGCAGCCAGAUCACAGGGCACAACUGCUGCAGUAACAAAAGAUGCAGAAGAAGUAAAAAAAACAGCUAAAGCACCCAAGGUUGCAUUCAACUGGCAGGACGCUUUGGAUCUGGAGGGUCAGCUGACAGAAGAGGAGAUCAUGAUCCGGGACACCUUCCGCAACUACUGCCAAGAAAAGCUCAUGCCCCGAAUCCUCAUGGCCAACAGGCAUGAGCACUUCCACCGUGAGAUUGUGUCUGAGAUGGGAGAGCUGGGCGUCCUUGGCCCAACUAUUAAAGGGUAUGGUUGUGCAGGCACCAGUUAUGUGGCAUACGGUUUAAUUGCCAGAGAGGUUGAGCGAGUGGACAGCGGAUAUCGGUCUGUCAUGAGUGUCCAGUCCUCACUCGUCAUGUACCCGAUCUAUGCCUACGGCACAGAUGCUCAGAAGGAAAAAUACCUGCCUCGGCUUGCUCGGGGAGAAAUUGUGGGCUGCUUUGGUUUGACAGAGCCAAACCACGGCAGUGAUCCCAGCAGCAUGGAGACGAGGGCCAAGUACAACCCAUCCAGUGGUACCUUCACAAUCAGUGGAGCCAAAACCUGGAUCACAAAUUCCCCUGUGGCAGACAUUGCAGUGGUCUGGGCCAGAUGUGAAGAUGGCAGAGUACGGGGAUUCAUCUUGGAGCGUGGAAUGAAAGGUUUUACCACCCCCAAGAUUGAGGGCAAGUUCUCCCUGAGGGCAUCUGCUACUGGCAUGAUCCUGAUGGAUGAGGUUGAAGUUCCCAAUGAGAACCUGCUGCCCAACGUCUCAGGUCUUGGUGGUCCCUUUGGUUGUCUGAACAAUGCCCGCUAUGGCAUUGCAUGGGGAGCUCUGGGAGCUGCUGAGUUCUGCUUCCACGCUGCACGACAGUACACUCUUGACAGAAUCCAGUUUGGUGUGCCACUGGCCAGGAACCAGCUGAUGCAGAAGAAGAUGGCUGACAUGCUGACAGAGAUCACAGUUGGUCUACAGUCAUGUCUGGCACUUGGAAGACUUAUUGAUGAGAAAAAAGCAGCACCAGAGAUGAUCUCCAUGCUGAAAAGAAAUAGCUGUGGCAAGGCUCUAGACAUCGCCAGACAAGCUAGAGACAUGCUGGGAGGAAAUGGCAUCGCAGAUGAGUACCAUAUCAUCCGUCAUGUCAUGAAUCUGGAGGCAGUUAACACUUACGAAGGAACUCAUGACAUCCAUGCCUUGAUCCUGGGAAGAGCUAUCACUGGACUGCAGUCCUUCACUGUUGGAAAGUAAACCUUGACCAAAUUCAGUAUAGAUGUCAUGUGGAAUGUGGCGGAAAUUUACCUCAUGUGCAGUGCAUUUUAUCACAUUUCUGUCAUCAACCUAGUGGGGGAAGUUCUCUCCUACUGCUUGUCUUUCCUGAACACUUAAGAUCAAUCUAACACAGCAUUUGGUCCAAUAUGAUGUCUGUGUUGUAAAAUUAAACUACCUGUAAUAAAUUGUAAGUUAUAUUUUUUUUAACUGGGGUAUUUUGUGAUAAUUUGAAGUGUAAAUAAAGGGUCUGGUGAGUGGGAAGAUGUGAUUGUA
Melanotaenia boesemani (Boeseman's rainbowfish) is the source of this 1763-nucleotide messenger RNA. Its product is annotated as glutaryl-CoA dehydrogenase, mitochondrial-like. The coding region runs from base 147 to 1469 and encodes 440 amino acids. Gene Ontology annotation, biological process: fatty acid beta-oxidation using acyl-CoA dehydrogenase; fatty-acyl-CoA biosynthetic process. The record is from RefSeq and is a predicted model, not a curated record. Gene Ontology annotation, molecular function: glutaryl-CoA dehydrogenase activity; flavin adenine dinucleotide binding; fatty-acyl-CoA binding. The transcript is spliced from 12 exons. Gene Ontology annotation, cellular component: mitochondrial inner membrane. NCBI's taxonomy places the organism in Eukaryota, Metazoa, Chordata, Actinopteri, Atheriniformes, Melanotaeniidae.